AAUAACAACAGUUCGUUGUCAAUAUCUAUAGUAUCAGCUGGCAACAAGGACCUCGGCCUUGUGCCUCGCCGACAUCAAGCUUCUGACCUAAUUCAGUUCGUCCACAGAGCGCCUGAUUUGAGCUGGAUGAUGGUAAUCGUUCUAUUCAUUUCAAGCCCAUUGCACCACCGCCAGGUGGGGCUCAUCACGGUCCUUCUCACGGCCUCAGGGGGAACUUGAGUUAUUCUUGAUUGAUCCAUUUAGCAUUCAACCGGGUGCCUCAAUUCUGGGCUGGAUUUAAAGUGCAAAGUCGACUGUUUUCUUUAUCCGCUCAUCGCCAUCAUGGAUGAAAAGUACAGUCACAAAGAGAGUUUGGCCGGAGAGAAAUUGUCCAAUGAGGACUCUCCGAGAUUCCUCUUACCAUCGGUGGACGUUCGAAGGGUUCCCUGGUGGAAGCUAGACGUGCAGAUCCUCCCCAUCGUCACGAUCAUGUAUCUCUUAAACUUCCUGGAUCGCGGGAAUAUAGGAAAUGCCCGGGUUGCUGGGUUGCAAGCGAAUCUUGGAAUGACGGAUAGUCAGUACAGUCUUCUCUUGACUGCUACGUUAAUUCCCUAUGCGUUGGUCGAAAUUCCGAGCAACUUAUUUCUAACGCGCAUUGGGGCUCAUAUUGUCCUCCCUACUUUGGUUGUCAUAUGGGGCGCAGUUACUGCAUUCCAAGGGCUGGUUACUUCUUACGGCGGCCUCGUCGCUUGUCGAGUAAUUCUAGGCUGCUGUGAAGGCGGUCUGCUGCCAGGAUUAUCUUUAUAUGUCGCGUCAUUUUAUCCACGGAGUAAGCUUCAACUCAGAAUAGCGCUAUUUUUUGCUUCGACUGCAUUGGCCGGAGCCUUCUCUGGUCUGCUGGCAUCAGCUAUCGAUCAUCUGGAUGGUCAUGAUGGGAGACCUGCGUGGAAAUAUAUUUUCAUCCUGGAAGGAAGUUUUACCGUCUUGUAUGGACUUGUCUGCUUUGUCAUUAUGCCGCGUUCCCUUUCGACGAUUCCGCUCCUGACUUCCGAAGAGUGGUCCAACGCCGAGGCACUCCUCGUUCAAGAGCAUACCAUGCUUGCAAAAGACGACGGUCAUUUCAGCUGGUCUUCGACUUUAAAUGCAUUAUUCCAACCUCAUGUACUGUUGUAUUUCGUCUUGGGAUUUUUCGGAGGUAUGUAUGUCGGAGGUAUUGAGAAUUUCGAGCCUAGUAUAGUGGAAAGCCUUGGAUAUACAGCUAACCGAGCACAAUUAAUGUCGGUUCCUCCGUAUGCCGUGGCCUGGGCGGUGAACAUCAUCACCGCUUUCGUAUCGGACCGGUAUAGGCUUCGUGGAGUCACUGUCAUGUUCCAUUCCAUGCUGGCUACUAUUGGAUUUGCCGUAUUUCUCGGCAGUAAGAACAAUCAUGUCCGAUAUGGUUCUCUCUUCCUGUUCGUCCCAGGUGUAUACUGCUCUCCUCCUUCGCUUCUCGCAUGGGCAGCCAAUAACUCGGCACCCCGGUUUAGGCGAGCAGCGGUGAUAGCUUUCUUACUGAGCUCGACCAGUUUGGGCGGUAUUUUAGCAACGUGGUUGUUCGGAUCGCUAUCCAAGGCUCCAGAUUACGACAAUGCGACUAUCGUAUCUAUAGUCUUUUCUGCUGGUAUGAUAGUGGCGGCGUUUGCGAAUAUCGUAUGGUUGAAUGCUCAGAACAAAAAGAGGAAAGCGGUGGCGAAUCCUGGACCUGUCAACGAUGACAGAAGUGACGGCUUCCUUUACAAAUUAUAGGACUCGGAACGAUUGGGAUUCCAAUGUCAUUUACUUUAUGCAAAUAUAGUUGGGUUUUACUCAUUACUUGUAGAUGUUUGACGAGUUUCAUGGUAAAUCAUGUUCUCAAUGUUUACUGCACUACGUCCACUUUUCCUCGUUUCUGGUAGUCAGAUUUAAUUACUGUACGUUUUUCAGACCAAAGUUGCCAACUUGGAGAUUCAG
Messenger RNA from Guyanagaster necrorhizus, 1968 nucleotides. RefSeq names its product MFS general substrate transporter. Lineage: Eukaryota; Fungi; Basidiomycota; Agaricomycetes; Agaricales; Physalacriaceae. Gene Ontology annotation, molecular function: transmembrane transporter activity. Gene Ontology annotation, biological process: transmembrane transport. The record is from RefSeq and is a predicted model, not a curated record. The coding region runs from base 322 to 1764 and encodes 480 amino acids. Gene Ontology annotation, cellular component: membrane. The transcript has 10 exons.